Molecule: messenger RNA, 2081 nt
Organism: Hemicordylus capensis (graceful crag lizard)
Lineage: Eukaryota; Metazoa; Chordata; Lepidosauria; Squamata; Cordylidae
Gene: UBE2M
Product: ubiquitin conjugating enzyme E2 M
Exons: 6
Coding region: 624-1175 (183 amino acids)
Source: RefSeq, a predicted model, not a curated record
AAUCCUUCGGGCGGGGGGUCAGCCGGACAGAGCCGAGAGCAGGGCGGAAAAGGCCGAGGGCUUCGAAAGGGGCUGCUCGCCCGACGAGAGGAGCCGAGUGCUUCCGGAGGACUGGCGGGCGGAGUUGGAGCGCCGGGAGAGCAGAGAGAGGGCGUGAGACGGAAGUUGCCGAUGGUCUUCCGGGAAGGGCCGAAGUGGGCUGUCCGUUGCCGUCCGACAGACAGACACACGCACAGAGCCCGCGGUCGAGAAAGCGGCAGCGGCGCUCCAAGGCGGGGCGGCCCCGGUUGCUGGUCCCUUUCCUGCCUUCCUCUCUCUCGCCUUCCCUCCCUUCCCGCCUUCCCUCCUUCCUUCCCUCCCUCCUCUUUCCCCCGCCCCGGCCUGCCCUGCCCUGCCUUGCCCCGUCCGGUGUCUUUCGACCGAGCCCAGCAGCCACGCCGGGCUAGGCCGGGCCAGGCCGCAGGAGCCCUUCGCCCCCUUCCCUCUCCUCUCCCUCCCCUCUCCCCACCCCCCCAUUCCCUCGCCCCGGGCUGGGCCGGAUCGGGCCGCGGUAGGAAGGUGGGAGAGGCCGGGGCCGGAAGGGCGAGAGACCAGCCAGCCCGCCCGUCUCGCCGCCAGCCAGGAUGAUCAAGCUUUUCUCGUUGAAGCAGCAGAAGAAGGAGGAGGAAUCGGCCGGCGGCACCAAAGGCUCCAGCAAGAAAGCCUCCGCCGCGCAGCUCCGCAUCCAGAAAGAUAUUAAUGAGUUGAAUUUGCCGAAAACAUGUGAAAUAGACUUUUCAGACCAGGAUGACCUCCUCAACUUCAAGCUAGUUAUCUGCCCUGAUGAGGGCUUCUAUAAAGGUGGGAAGUUUGUUUUCAGUUUUAAGGUGGGACAAGGCUACCCACAUGAUCCUCCCAAGGUGAAGUGCGAGACCAUGGUGUAUCACCCCAACAUAGACUUAGAAGGCAAUGUCUGUCUAAAUAUCCUCAGAGAGGACUGGAAGCCUGUACUAACAAUAAACUCUAUAAUUUAUGGCCUGCAGUAUCUCUUCUUGGAGCCAAACCCUGAAGACCCCCUGAACAAAGAGGCCGCUGAAGUCCUCCAGAACAACAGACGCCUGUUUGAGCAGAACGUUCAGCGCUCUAUGCGGGGCGGUUACAUUGGCUCCACCUACUUUGAGCGCUGCCUCAAAUAGAACUGACCGGCUCCGGGCACAAGCCUGCCCUCCCCUUGCCCCUUCAUCUCCCUUCCAGCUCUCCUAAGGGACUCUGCCAACACCGCUGCCUUCAGCCACCAAGGGGGCACAGGAGUCAGGCAGGGCCCCCCUUCCAUCCUCUCCCCCCUGACCCACCUGCUCGCCUUCCUACUGCCCACUGCCAGCCUGGGGCCUCAGCAGCCGCUUCCUCACCAAGCCCUCGUACCUCCUUCGUCGCCAUUCUCCCUAUGUGCUGCUGUGGGGUGAGGGGUGAGGUUACUGCUGCUUUUUUUUUUUUUUUACCCCAUCAUGUUGGGGUAGCCAUCUGCCCCAUGGGGCUGGGUGUGUGGGACCCCAUGCUGGCGCCCGUCUGCCUUUCUGGGGGCUGUGGUUUUGCUGCUAAGAACAGAAGGCUCCCUCUGUGCUCUGGCGUCCCCUGCCUGCAGUGUAGUGCAACUGCACUGCGUGAUCUGCAGGCCACUUGCCUCUCCUUUCCUCCUCCCCUGCUGGGCACCAAGGCUUCUGAGCGUAACUAUUUAUUACACAGGGGAGGCUUUUGAGGGCUGGGCGAGUCUGGAAGGUUGGGGAGGGGUGCUCAGCCGCCUCCACCAUGCCCCAGACACGGGCUUUAGGGAGGCUGGGUCAGGCCUGGAAAAUUCCUUUUAGAAUCGACUCGCUUGUGUGUCUGGUUUUUAAGGAAAAAUUAAAAAAAACCAAACCAACCAGUGCUAAUAAUAGUAGUAAUAAAAAUGUAAGCAGGGCAGUGCUGUUUCCACUGUGUCCACCAGGGCCUGCCCAACGACGAACUCUCUGCCUCUCCAGUGACUCCUGUGAGCCCCUGGCCAAAAUAAAGCCACUGUACUUCUAGUGUGUCGGGUUAUUAAAGGGGAAUGUUAGCGCACUCAA